Messenger RNA from Exaiptasia diaphana, 1595 nucleotides. RefSeq names its product cyclic AMP receptor-like protein C. Lineage: Eukaryota; Metazoa; Cnidaria; Anthozoa; Actiniaria; Aiptasiidae. The record is from RefSeq and is a predicted model, not a curated record. Gene Ontology annotation, cellular component: plasma membrane. The transcript has 6 exons. Gene Ontology annotation, molecular function: G protein-coupled receptor activity. The coding region runs from base 342 to 695 and encodes 117 amino acids. Gene Ontology annotation, biological process: adenylate cyclase-activating G protein-coupled receptor signaling pathway.
CCUUUGACGAUUGUCAUGAUACAGAACACUCCCUUUUAUAUUUAUUUAUUUUGUUGUGAUAUUUCAAAAUCAUUCAUAUAUCCAUUCAUUUAUUCUGUCAACCAUGCAUUGAUUUAUCUAUUCAAWCAUUCGUGCGCUUGUCCAUUUAUUUCAGAUAUUUUUGGAAUACAUUUAUUAAUUUUUCUUCAUCAGUGCUAGUUCCUUUAACUCAUUUGUUAUAAUUCUCACAUUAUAGGUUUCGSUCAGUACCUCUAUACAAUAGUUCAAAUUUUUAUAAAAGCUGGACUGGUAUUUAUCAAAUACUCYUCUUUGCUGGUUUAGUAAUUUCAGUUGCAUCAGUUAUGGUUUUCUACAUUUCAUUUCGAAAUUCAUUCAGAAAAAUUCAAAUAUCUGGAGGUAUAAUGAUGAGACUGCAGUAUGAUCAAGAAUACAUGGUGAAAAAAUGGACAUGUCUCUACCAGGUGGUGUUCAUUAUAUGCUGGUUACCAAGUGUGAUAUAUUAUCUUUGGUCAUUUUCCACAUCAUUUGGACCUAAUUCGGGGCUAGUCGAUUCCAUUUUCACCAUUGCGUGGGCUCUGAUAACCCCACUUCAUGGGUUUUUCAAUUGUAUUAUUUAUGGAUGGAGGCGGCGUGGCUUUACUGGAACUUUGCAAACACAAAAUUAUCAAAGCAUCACUGAAAACUCAAGCACAUGAAGUACAAGUCAAUUCCUGUUGAGAGAGAGAGAAAAAUCCCGGGGGAGGGGGGGGGGCUCCCUUAUAAAACUUGGUAGGUAUGCGCGACGGACGGGAUUGAAAAAUGAUCCUAAAAGGUACGCAUAAAUUUAUUCAGGUUUCGAUUCCAGAACCCUAAAAGAUACGACCAUUUUGGACGUCUUUAACAAGAGAAAAGCUCAAGUUUAACAAACUGUAGAAAAAUUGACUCUAAAAGGGAAGGGGUCAGAUCAGGACCCUGAAAGGUACGCGAGGGUUAUAUUUUCGACCCUUAAAGGCCCUCCGUCGAGCAUACCUACCGGAUAAAAAUAUACCUCUUUGCUGUUGAAGAAACUGUGUGUUUCCUAAACUGAGGUCACGUCUUGGAAAUUUAUUCCUCUUUAUGUUAAGUUUGGCUUGGUAAAUGAACCCUUGAUGGUGUUUGUCAAUUUCUGGAAUGACUCUCUUAGGAUAUGCACUCAUCAACAAAGAGGGCGCGCGAAAUAACCGUUUGCCAAGCUUUUAUAUACGUGUGAACAGUGUGUUGACUCGCUAAUGUGUGCUUUAGAGUUUGCUUACUCGUACUGUGUUUAAACUCGCAAAUAGUCAGGGUAACCUUGGCGAGUUUAUGUAAUUUAAGUAGACAACUGACACAGUGUAAUAUUCUUUCCCGGAUAUUUUGUAUUCAUGAGAUAGAGAUAAUGGAUGGGGAUAGCGAUGGCCUGGGACACGCCUAGACCAAUGCGAAAAGUAUUAACUUGUAGUAAAGGCAAUUCAAACCCGGCUUCCUUAGGUGGGUGGAUGGGAUGAAGACGAUGUUCUUUAGGGACGAACCAUUAAACUUUUGAGGGGAUGAUUUGGAAAAAAAAAAUCCUGCAAGCCAUCUUCACCAAAAAUCGUGCA